AUGGCUACACUGUGGCUGCUGAGUCUGUUGACCAUGGUGCUUGGCUUGGCCAUAGCUGGUCCUGUGCCUCCUUCCAAGCCCACUUCAGCCAGAACAGGCUGUCACAUUGGCAUUUUCCAGUCUGUGUCACAAUGGGAGCUCGGAGUCUUCAAGAAAGUCAAGGAUGCUUUGGAAGAAUUGCUGCUACAGAAGGACAUCCGGUGUAGCACCAACCCCUUUCCCAGGAGCCGGAAACUGGGCCAGCUGCAGGCCCAGGAGCGCCCCAAGGCCUUGCAGGCUGAGCUGGCCCUGACACUGAAGGUCCUAGAGAGCAUGACUGACUCAGCCCUGGUUCCCAUCCUGGAACAGCCUCUUCACACCCUGCGCCACAUCCACUCACAGCUGCAGGCCUGUACACAGCCUCAGCCCACAGCAGAGCCCAGGCCUCUGAGCCGCCGCCUCUCACGCUGGCUGCACAGGCUCCAGGAGGCCCAGAGGAAGGAGACCCCCGGCUGCCUGGAGGCCUCUGUCACUUUCAACCUCUUCCGCCUGCUCACCCGGGACCUGAAGUGUGUGGCCAGUGGAGAUCAGUGUGUCUGA
This is a messenger RNA of Onychomys torridus (southern grasshopper mouse), 579 nucleotides long. It is a transcript of the gene Ifnl1, whose product is annotated as interferon lambda 1. Bases 1 to 579 code for a protein of 192 amino acids. The transcript has 5 exons. The record is from RefSeq and is a predicted model, not a curated record. Gene Ontology annotation, biological process: defense response to virus; innate immune response; positive regulation of immune response. NCBI's taxonomy places the organism in Eukaryota, Metazoa, Chordata, Mammalia, Rodentia, Cricetidae. Gene Ontology annotation, molecular function: cytokine activity.